UUUACCACCACCGUUUGACUUGUUUCUUCUCAAACGCCAAAGGAACUUGUUUUCUUAUAGCUACCGUCUACGUCUCUCUUCUUUAGAUCACGUAUUAUUCCUUUUCGUUUCACGAUCGACCAACACAUGUCCCGACACCUGACCGCUCUGGUCCUGGCCGCCGCCGUCUUGGCGGCGUCCACAAUCGCCGGCGUCGAUGCCCGUGUUGUCCACCCGGGUCCGUACCACGUCGUCAUCAGAUCCGCCGGCGAGCCCGGGCGUCGCCUGAUCGGCAUCGGCAAUGCCGCCGACAUAUGCAAAGAGGUGCACUACAAGACGCUGUGCGGCACGCUGACGACGCUGCCCGGGGUGAUGACGCCGCAGCAGCUGCUGGACGCGGCGCUGCGGGUGGCGGCGACGAAGGCCGGGAUGGCCGGGGAGCGGGUGAACGAGGUGAUCAAGUCGUCCAAGGGGAAGGACGGCGGCGGCAUGUCGUCGGCGCUGGGUACGUGCAAAACCAGCUACGCGUCGCUGGUCGAAGCGCUGCAGAAGGCGCGCAGGACGCUCAACGGCGGGGGCAGCCACGACAACCUGAUGACGGAUCUGUCCGCCGCCAGCACCUUCUCCACCGACUGCAGUGACGCCUUCGACGAUUUCCCGGAUCUCACGUUGCCCAUACCCGGGGUGCAGCGCCACGUCACCCGCCUCGUCACCAACUGCCUCGACCUGGCUGCCACCAUCAAGCAAGGUAACUGAUAACAACGUGGACGUACCACAUGCAUGCAUGUACACUGGACGCUCUGCUUUCCAUGUGCGUACGUAUAUAUACGUGUGUAUUAGCGUACAUGGUCUGCGUGUACAUUGGUCAUGGGCAGGGUAAUGCAGUGCGUAUGUUUCUUGAAUAUUUCUCGCAGCGGCAUAUAUAGGCAUACUGGAGAAUGGAGAUUAGCAAAGGAAAAAAAAAAGGUGUAGUUGAGGCCGGAUAUACUUGUGUGCAUGGGAGAUUGAUCGCCCGGAAAGGUGUAAUGUAAAUGUAAUGUACUCCUUAUUAAAGACAAAGUUACAUGCAAA
This is a messenger RNA of Oryza brachyantha (malo sina), 1050 nucleotides long. RefSeq lists its product as uncharacterized. Gene Ontology annotation, molecular function: enzyme inhibitor activity. The transcript has 2 exons. Gene Ontology annotation, biological process: negative regulation of catalytic activity. Lineage: Eukaryota; Viridiplantae; Streptophyta; Magnoliopsida; Poales; Poaceae. The record is from RefSeq and is a predicted model, not a curated record. The coding region runs from base 127 to 735 and encodes 202 amino acids.